AGUGAAACCCCUCCCUGGGAAGUGUAGUCACCACAGCAUGUCACCUCAGCAGUGAGAGCAGAUGAAGACUUCAAGGAAAGAGGGAGACAACACAGAAGGGGAGAAAGCAGAGGUCAUUGUAUGAGAUAGGACACUACCGAUUCCUGCAUCAGCACAUAGUGUAACCAUUUUUUUCCAAAUCCACUAACUUGACUGGGUACUUUUGAUUUAUUUUUUUUCAACUUGGGCAACUUUGGAAAAAGUUGAGAAGAGAAGAGAAGAGAAGAGAAGAGAAGAGAAGAGAAGAGAAGAGAUCUGGACCAUUUGGCUGUAGAGAGUUCCUUGGUUUUUGUUUUGGUUGUUUUAACUUUCCAUUUACUGAUCUGGACAGUGUUUCCCUCUCCACCAUGGCGGGCAGGUGGAACCUCCUGAUACUGGCUCUGUGCCUCUCUCCCGUAAUGGUCCUGUCAAAAGUAUCCUGUCCCAAAGGAUUUAAUCGUGUGAAAAAAGGAUGCAUUGAUGAUGAUGAAUGUGCUGUUGAUGACGGCGAUACUGGGCGAUGUGGAUCGGAUUCGGUCUGUAUCAACACGAUUGGCAGCUUCUACUGCCAGUGUGUUGAUGGUUUCAGAUCAUCAACACUGACUGUGAAUUUUUCAGCAGAUACAUCUGCAACAUGUAGAGAUAUCAAUGAGUGUUUGGAAAACAAAGACAUCUGUGGACCCAAUGCCAAAUGUAUUAACACAAGUCCACACUAUUCCUGCAUUUGUCCUGAUGGAUUCAUCGCCAUUACUGGAGUGGAAAGCUUUCGUCAGGGUGACAACAUCACAUGUGGAGACACUGACGAAUGUCAACAGGAAAAGGUGUGUGGGCAGAAUGCAAAAUGCAUCAACACCGAAGGCAGUUAUCACUGUGUCUGCAAUGCUGGCUUUGGACUGAAAUCUGGCAAAUCUAAUUUCUCUGGGAAUCAGGAGCAAUGCGAAGACAUUUGUAUGAUUGAUAAGACAAUCUGUGGAAAUGGAACCUGCCACCGUGGAGCCAGCGGCCAUUACUGUACAUGCGACGCAGGGUUCACCAACUAUGGCAACAAUGGGUCUCACUGCACUGCGUUAAACUGUGAUGUAAUCAAAGAUAUGAACAAUCUGACAAAGAAAUAUCCCGGUCCACAUGAUCUCGUGGUGCAGUUGCAAAAGAGCUGUCUGAAAAUUACAGAGAGUGAGAAUCCAACAGAGCUUUAUGGAGAGGACCUACUAAAGAGUCUGUUGUCUGUGAUUGACAAGCUCUUGCUCAGUGGAGCCUUGAAUGAUAACAGGAAAGUCUCAAUCUUUCUGAACGUGGUGGAGAACGCUCUGAGGCUGAUAGGACCCUUCAUACGUACCCCAGAGAAAAAGAUAUCCUCCUCUCACACAGAGCUGGAGCUGCUGGUACGUAAGGGGGCUGACUUACCCCAGGGAGCUGUGACUUUAUCAUCUAAGCAAGCUAAGCUGGACAUCCAGUUGGAGACAGCUGCGGGAGAUCCCUCCUAUUACCCUGGCUAUACAACGCUGUCCUUGCUGAGCUAUGCAAACCUGGAAGACUUUGCAGAUGGCUUCUUCGGUGAGAUGAAACCACAGAAGAACCAAAGCUUUAAGAUCAACUCCAAAGUGGUGACUGUCACCGUCAGUAACAGAAACACAAGCCACCUCAAAGAGCCCAUUAAAUUGACUUUCUACCACCUGAAACAGUCAAAUGAAAAUAGCCACACCUGUGUGUUCUGGAAUUCCUCAGAGGAAGGAGGGUCGUGGUCUGCUCAUGGCUGCAGUGUGCUGGAGUCCAACCCUGGAUACACUGUGUGUUCCUGCACCCAUCUGAGCAGCUUUGCUGUGCUCACGGCACUCUAUGAGAUUGAGGACAAGUUUGAGUUGCAGCUGAUCACCUGGGUGGGUCUGUCCCUUUCUCUAAUUUGCCUGUUCAUCUGCAUCCUGACGUUCUCGUUGAUCCGCUCCAUCCAAAGCCCAAGAACCACCAUCCACCUGCACCUCUGCAUCAGCCUCUUCAUUGCAUCGCUAAUCUUCCUUGCAGGCAUCUCUCGUACAGAGAACCGGGUUGGCUGUGCAGUGGUUGCAGGGCUGCUGCAUUUCUUCUACCUGGCAGCUUUCUGCUGGAUGUGUCUGGAGGGCAUCCAGCUCUUCAGGAUGGUAGUCCUGGUCUUUAACACCCACUUCAAAACCCUGUACAUGAUGGCAGGUGGCUACGGAGUCCCAGCUGUGAUUGUCGCUAUCUCUGCCUUAGCUAAUGCCAAGGGAUAUGGCACUGAGAGACAUUGUUGGUUAAACCUGGAAUUCAUUUGGAGUUUCUUUGGCCCUGCCUGUUCCAUUAUCAUUGUAAACAUCUUCUUCUUUCUCAUCACUGUCUGGAAGUUGGCACAGAAGUUCUCAAGUUUAAACCCUGACCUGGACAAAUUGCAGAAAAUAAAGGCAUUCACUGUUACUGCAGUGGCACAGCUGUGCGUGUUGGGCACCAUGUGGAUCUUUGGAUGUUUCCAGUUUCAGAAGGGAACUAUAGUCAUGACUUACCUGUUCACCAUCUUUAGCAGCCUUCAGGGGGUGAUGCUCUUCAUCAUGCACUGUCUCUUUUCCAAACAGGUUAGGGAAGAAUACGGAAAAGUCCUGUCCAGAUUCUGUGCACCUCAGAAGAAGAGCUACUCAGAGUUCGGCUUCUCCCACUCCAGCAGAGCACAUGCAUCCAAAAGCACCCAGGACACAGGAGAGUCUCACAUUUGAGGAGCUAAACAGUGACUCAGAAGCAAAGUCUGACCUGUUUCCUUAAGGUUACUAUCUCAGAAAUACAGCCAACUACUGCACUCCCAUUUGUGGCCAAUGCACCAGGUUGCUUUACUGCAAAAUACUGUAAAUAGUAUCCAUCCUUACCACGAGCUGGUGUGUGUGUUUUUGAGCUAUAGAAAUGGAACUAUUGAUUGUUAUAAUUUAAUACAGAUGAAGGAUUUCCUUUAAAAUGAGAAAAUGACAUUUGUCAGUGAGUUUUACCAUGAUACAGAUUUUUUUGUCAUCCACUGGAUACCUUGAUAUGUAAGCAAAGCUGUUAACAUGACCAAUGACUAAAGCCCUUAAUGUGCUGUACUUUCAUGCCGACACUUACUUUAUUGGAGAAUUUUUCAAAUGGUAAAUAAUGUAACUCAUUUUAGAAAAAGGAAUCUCCAAAUGUUUUGAUUUUUCAUAUGUGAAAUUGUUUUUAUAGAUUUUUGACCAAAAUAUCAAAAUGAUAGAUUAUAUUAAGAGGACCUGUUUUAUCAGGUACAUCUAGUAUACCUUGUUGUGUCAUCCAGGUACUUAAUUCAACCAACAAAGACAAUCUAAGAGAUACUUUAGGAGGAAAGCACUUUCUUUCAUCCACAGUAUUUAAAUUGUUACCGUAACCAAAAAAACGAGGACAAUUAUGAUACAGAGAUGGAUUUUAAAUGUAAGUUUGCAUAUAUAUUACUGGGUAAUUCAAUAUAUAUUAAUAUUUGACUGCAUUCCUGCUCCCUUCAGCAUGCUGUAACAUCUUUAAUGUCUUUAAAUAUCUGAAAAGAAUUUUUUAUUUACUAAGCUCAAAUGGGCUUCCAAACUUUGAAUUUUCAAAAAUAACUUUUGUUAUUAUUGCCUAUAGAAUAUUAUUAAUGUUGUAAGCACUGGUUUAUCACACAUUUGGAAUUUAUGAUUGAUGCUGUUUGGUCAAAAUAUUCAUCUUUCGUUUUGUAUUUGCAAUUUACCAUUUCUGUUUUUCACAGUGUGAAUUAUUAAUGGUGUGUUAAUCAUUUUUGUGUGUGUGUUUGUGAGUUUUAAUAUUUCUCCUGCCUCUCCUGGAAGCUUUAAACUAAAUAAAU
Messenger RNA from Xiphias gladius (swordfish), 3841 nucleotides. Its product is annotated as adhesion G protein-coupled receptor E1. Gene Ontology annotation, molecular function: G protein-coupled receptor activity; calcium ion binding. The record is from RefSeq and is a predicted model, not a curated record. Gene Ontology annotation, biological process: cell surface receptor signaling pathway; adenylate cyclase-activating G protein-coupled receptor signaling pathway. The transcript is spliced from 19 exons. The coding region runs from base 387 to 2738 and encodes 783 amino acids. NCBI's taxonomy places the organism in Eukaryota, Metazoa, Chordata, Actinopteri, Istiophoriformes, Xiphiidae. Gene Ontology annotation, cellular component: membrane.